Messenger RNA from Fusarium coffeatum, 4950 nucleotides. RefSeq lists its product as uncharacterized. The record is from RefSeq and is a predicted model, not a curated record. Lineage: Eukaryota; Fungi; Ascomycota; Sordariomycetes; Hypocreales; Nectriaceae. The transcript has 2 exons. The coding region runs from base 1 to 4950 and encodes 1649 amino acids.
AUGUCCGACUCAUCACAGCCAGAUUCUAUCCACGAUUUCGACAUGGAGAGUGCUGCAGGCCUUUUGCCUAUCAGAGCUCGCAAUCAUGAUGAGAAGCCAUCCUCGGGGGAGCUCGUUCUAUCUCACCAGUCUGUCUCAUCUACAGAGCUGAGAGUAACCCUAUUCGCGAAGCAAGAAAAUCACCUGCUCAGAGCAUGGGCCAUCACACUGCAUCUGUAUCUCGUAUCAGAUCAGGUAGCAUUUCUCGCGUCAGGACUGAAGGAUGAACCUCACGACCAAGUUCUCAUCUUCUCUCACUGGCCACUUUCUGUUCCAUCUGCUUCUUUCGACUCCAAUGCCCAGCCUCAGCUCAUAACAAGACCAUUCGAGGCCGGGAAACACCGUCAUCUUAUCAACAGCUGUGUGAAGUUCAUGGAACAAGAUGGACAUGCAAUUGGCACUCUUGAUGGAACGAUUCAGUACCAUUUACAAGUCACCAACAGAAACAUAUCUCUGUACACCGGAAGAUCUCGCGUCCCAUCACAGUUUGCUACAGUGUUGUGGAAGACUUUCCAGGAGAUUCACCUCGAUUUGUUGAGCCCGUCUCCCCGAGACUGGCGCAGAGUACUUGCCAGCAAUACGGACAAAAGCCUCUUGCAAUCUUUCCUACCCCGUACACCAACAAAAAUACAAUCCUCCAUCAUCAAUCUCUGGCGCGAAUCCGUCCGCACCGCUCCACGUGCUCCCGCCGUCGACGCCUGGGACGGUACUUUGACCUACAACGAGCUAGAUGAUGCGGCCGAGAAGCUUGCACUUCAGCUAUUAUCAAAGGGGGUCAGAACAGGCGACUUUGUUCCUUUCUCAUUCGAGAAGAGUGUCUGGAUGGUAGUAGCUGUACUGGCCAUUCUCAAGGCCGGGGCCGCCUUUGUGGCAGUUGACCCAUCUCAACCAGAGGCCAGGGCGAAGGAGAUCAUCAGUCAGAUCAACGCUAGGUCGAUUGUUACCUCGCCGAGUCAAAGCAAGAAAUUUGCACAAAUGGGCUUGGAUGUUUUGCAAGCCUCCCAGAUGACGACAGAGGACGACGACAUCCACAACUCCAGGCCGCUUCCUCGUGUCCUACCCAAGGACCCAGCCGUGUGCAUCUUCACGUCGGGCUCGACAGGAAAACCCAAGGGAAUCGUGGUUCAGCACCAAGCGCUGGCUACUCGAAUGCUAGCUGAAGGGGGAGCUCUUGGCUAUAGAGGAGCUCGAGCUCUCCAGUUUGCUGCCUCAACUUGGGACAUCUUCAUCACCGACAUUUUCGCAACUCUUCUACACCAAGGUUGCGUUUGCAUACCAAGUGAACAGGAUCGCCUCUUCAACCUUGCCGAGUUCUGCACCAACCACAAAGUGACACUCGCCAUCGUCACGCCAUCACUGGCAAACACGUUGUCGCCUGCUUCAUUUCCUACCUUGAAAACACUCAUCUUCUCUGGAGAAGCACUUCGAAAAGAUGUUGUUGCCCGCUGGUCAUCGCAAAGUGGACUUGCACUUUACCAAGGCUACGGUCCGGCGGAAACAGGUGGCUGUAUCAUCGGACCACUUGCCAAUCGCGCGGAGGUCAUCGGGCAUGCUGUCAAGGAGUACAUCUGCGUACUUGUUGACCUCAAGAACCACAACAGAUUGGUGCCUGUCGGGGCAGUUGGCGAGCUUCUAGUUGCUGGUCCAGGCCUGCUUCAAGAGUACAUCAAGGAUCCAGCUCGAACCGACGCAGCUGUGGUGCAGAACCCGCCCUGGCUUUCGGAACUCGGAGUUGGAGAGACAAGAUUUUACAAAACGGGCGACCUUUUGCGCUACAACAUAGAUACGCUCGACGGAAGCCUGGAGUUUGUUGGUCGAACAGACGGACAAAUCAAGUACCAUGGUCAACGCAUCGAACUGGGUGAAGUCGAGUACAACCUGGGCUUGUUUCCUGACAUCAGUCACUCCAUGGCAGGCCUUGUGAAAGAAGGCCCAUGGAGCGGCCAGCUUGUAGCUGUGGUGCAGGUUGGCACGUCAACUCACCACGUAACUUCGACUGAUGACAUCGAGCUUCGAGAUUCUGUCGACUACCAGGAGAAGAUGACUAAAUUUCUAUUGUCGCGUCUGCCGAGGUAUAUGAUUCCUAGCAAGAUCCUUGUUGCCAAGAGUCUCCCUCUCAACGCGUCCAUGAAGUUGGAUAGAGCGGCUAUCCAGAAAUGGGUCAUCAGCCAUUCGACCACACAGACAGCUGCUCCAAAUCUUCUACCUGCUACAUCAGAGGCCAAACAACUACUUCCAACCGAACAAACCGCCAGGAAAGUCUCUGAGCUGUACGUCGAGAUUGUCGCUGGCCGAGAUCAGCAUCUUCGUAAGCAGUUGGAACGCCGCGACUUCAAUAUCAAAUCCGGUGGUAUCGACUCUGUCCAGAUCAUGUCUUUCUCGGAGGCUAUCAAGCAGAGGUUCGCGGUGCAAAUCCCCAUGGACCAAAUACUAAGCUCGAGAUCAACGAUUAGACAACUGGCAGCUACAAUUGACGCGGGCCAAGGUCUGAAAGGGACCAAGAACCAUGAUCUAUCUCCCAGUACAAAUGACGAUAUUGACAGCCUCCUUAAAUCUGUUCUACACCCUCGAACAAAGCAGCUGCGUAACCCGGAUAUCCGUCACGUCUUUGUUACUGGGGCAUCUGGCUACGUGGGAAGAGAGAUUGUGCGACAACUGCUCACGCGGUCAGACUGUCAGAUACAUGCUCUCGUUCGGGCACUCCCUGACCAGGAGGGACAAGAUUACUUGCUUCAAAACUUCACCGACGCCGCUUGGUGGAAAGGCGAGUACGAGUCUCGCAUUUAUGCUUGGUUGGGCGAUCUCUCACAACCUCAGCUUGGACUAGACACCACUGCAUGGAGUAGGCUCGAGGGGAAGGGACCAUAUGCCAUCGACUGUAUCAUCCACAACGGCGCAAAAGUUCAUUAUCAUAUGGACUACGAGACAUUGAAAGCCACCAACGUGACAUCGACUGUCCAGAUACUCCAAGCUAUCAACAACCGCACCAACCCACUACAGAGCUUUGUGUAUGUGUCUGGUGGACAGCCCCUGAGCUUCGAUUCCAAGGAUGAAGAGUCUAUUCUACAAAAGGCACUUCAAGGAUCUGGCUACACGCGUUCCAAAGCCAUGUCCGAGAUGUUGGUGAGGAGAUUCGCCGAACAGACAGAAGACAAGGUCAAGCAUAUCCAGAUUAUCAAGCCGGGAUACAUCAUGGGCGAUGCAAAGAAGGGUAUGGCGAACAAGGGCGACUUUAUCUGGCGCUACAUCGCGGCAUCUCUUGAGCUCGGAGCCUAUGACCAGGAUACCGCGAGUGGAUGGCUCUUCUUGAGUGAUGUUGGCCACGUCUCAGAAAUCGUUGUCACAGCAGCCUUUGAACCAAGCGGAACAAUCUCGGUACCAGUCCAAGCUGGGAUCCAAUUCCAAGAUAUCUGGCAGCUAUUGCAGGAGAAAUACGGCUUCAUGAUACGACCUCUGCGUCGAGAUGAGUGGCUGCAACAGCUACGACAGAGUGUUGCUGCCAAACAAGAUCAGCAUGUCAUGUUUCCACUCAUGUACAUGCUCGAGACGACGGAUCAUCAGCCAUUCGGCGUGUCGAAUGGGCCUGACCAACCAUCAAUGGGCGUCAAGGAAGCUUUGCGAGCCAACAUCAACAAUCUCACGGACCAAGGAUUCUUCAUUGCCCCAGGAUCAGAUUCCUGCCCAACACCAUCUACAUCGACGACCGCGGAGGAUGCUUUAGACGUUGAGAGUGUACGAAGACAAUUCCCGGCUCUCCACGAUGGCUUAGUGGCAUUCAACAACGCGGCUGGCACUGCAGUCUACCAAGGAGCUAUCGACAACACUCACAAAUACAUGUCCGCAUUUCCAGUUGAGCUCGGUUUGGAUGAUCCACAGAGUCAGGCAAAAACGAAGAGGAUGAUGGACAAGGUGGCAGAGUUGGCUGCAUUCAUGAAUGCUGACGCUGAUGAAAUUGCUUUCGGACAAUCGACAACCAUGAUCCUCCGCACUCUUGGCCAAGCCCUGAAGCCUUCUCUUAAUUCCGACUGCGAGAUGAUUGUCUCCAGCCUUUGUCACGAAGGAAGCGCAGGUGCUUGGCGAGCCCUGGCAGCCGACCUUGGAAUCGCCAUCAAGUGGUGGAUGCCACCCGCCGGCGACGACCCUUGUCUUUCUCUCGAAACACUCAAGCCUCUUCUCACCCCCAGAACCCGCAUCGUGGCAUGUAACCAUGUCUCCAAUGUCGUGGGAACUAUUCACCCUAUCAAGCAAAUCGCUGACGCCGUCCAUGCCAUCCCCGGGGCCAUCCUCAUCGUUGAUGGUGUCGCAUGGGCACCUCACCGUCCCAUUGAUGUGAGAGCUCUUGAUGUGGACUUUUAUUGUUUUAGCUGGUAUAAGGUGUUUGGUCCACACAUGGCUCAGCUUUACGGUCGACGAAGUGUUCAGCAGCGGAUGGUGUCGCAUAUUGCUCACUUCUUCCUCGGUGGGUGGCCUGGACUGGAUUGGAGACUUCGACUUGGCUCCAAUGCUUUUGAGUUGGAGGAAGCUCUUGUCCCCAUCACAAGAUAUAUGACCGACAUCAGCUGGGACAAGAUCAUUGCUCAAGAGACGGUGCUUCAGGAGGUGCUUCUGUCAUAUCUCAACCGGCACCCCACUGUGUUCCGGAUUUUUGGCGAGAAGACGUCUGAUCCGGAGAAGCGAGUAGCAGUCAUCACGUUUCAGGUCAUCGGCCAAUCUUCUCGAGAUGUUAUGAACAAGGUCAAUCGCGAAGGAAAAUUCAGAAUUGUGGCUGGACACUGCUGGGCACCUAGACCAACUCAUGAUGUACUCAAGCUGGAGGAUGAUGGUCUUAUCAGGAUCAGUUUCGUGCAUUACAACACCGUAGAGGAGGUGCGGGAGUUUUGUCAUGUCCUUGAGAGAAUUGUGAACCCUUGA